Molecule: messenger RNA, 4978 nt
Organism: Oryzias melastigma (Indian medaka)
Lineage: Eukaryota; Metazoa; Chordata; Actinopteri; Beloniformes; Adrianichthyidae
Gene: slc4a4a
Product: solute carrier family 4 member 4a
Biological process (GO): monoatomic anion transport; regulation of intracellular pH; transmembrane transport
Cellular component (GO): plasma membrane; basolateral plasma membrane
Molecular function (GO): monoatomic anion transmembrane transporter activity; sodium:bicarbonate symporter activity; solute:inorganic anion antiporter activity
Source: RefSeq, a predicted model, not a curated record
AUCUGUAGCGGUCUCCAUCAGCACCUGUCCGCUCUCAGCCAAUCAGCAGUCUUCCUGUCCUCUGCCUCACCUCACUCUGACACAUUAAAGCCCCACAAACACCUAUCGGCGGAGCUCCGCCUCCUCAAGGAUGACACACUUCCCCCGGUCAGCGUGGCGUCAGAGCUGCUGGCCGCUCCGUCGGGCGUAGGUGUCUCUGAUGGGGGGAGAUGAGCGCCACCAGCAGCACCAGACUGAGCCCCAGUCCCAACCUGCUGCAGCCCAACCAGCCCAACCAGCCCAAGCGCUAUGGCUCCACGCUGUCUCUGGAGGAGAAGUGUGAACAGUCUUUCUUCCUCUUCUACUACUACAGGAUGGAGGACGAGGCGGUGCUGGACCGCGGGGCGUCCCUGCUCAAGAAGGUCUGCGACGAGGAGGAGGUGGAGGGCCACCACACCAUCUACAUCGGCGUCCGGGUGCCCAAGAGCUAUCGGCGUCGCAGGCGCCACCGCCGGAGAGCCGGCCACAAGGACAGAAAGGAGAGGUUGACGGAAAACGCCUCUGACAAGUCGGACACAGAAAACAACGAUGAGGCCAGCACCAGCAUCCUCAAACCGCUCAGUGGAUCAAGUUUGAGGAGAAGGUGGAGAAAGGAGGAGAGCGCUGGAGCAAGCCCCACGUGGCCACGCUGUCCCUCCACAGCCUGUUCGAGCUGCGCACGUGCAUAGAGAAGGGCACCAUCAUGCUGGACCUGGAGGCGUCCACUCUUCCUCAGGUUGUUGAAAUGAUCACCGACAACCAGAUCGAGAUCGGCCAGCUGAAGCCGGAGCUGAAGGACAAGGUGAUGUACACGUUGCUACGGAAACACCGCCACCAGACCAAGAAGUCCAACCUGCGCUCGCUGGCUGACAUCGGCAAAACGGUCUCCAGUGCAAGUAGGCUGUUUUCCAACCAGGACAACGCCCGCAGUCCUCUUGAGAACUCGGUGACUUGCCUGUCAGGUCACAUCUCAAUGGAGGACCUGCAGAACCAGAGAAGUGCCAGCAUGGACUGGCUCAACAGCCCCACCACCGCCCACCGGAACCUGGCCUCCAGCAGCCUGAACGACAUCUCCGACAAACCGGAAAAGGAGCAGCUGAGGAACAAGUUCAUGAAGAAGUUGCCCAGAGACGCCGAAGCCUCCAAUGUGCUGGUGGGGGAGGUGGACUUCCUGGACGCUCCCUUCGUGGCGUUUGUUCGUCUGUCGCAGGCCGUGAUGCUGGGCGCCCUGACCGAGGUUCCUGUUCCCACAAGGUUCCUUUUCAUUCUGCUGGGACCCAAAGGCAAAGCCAAGUCCUACCACGAGAUCGGCAGAGCCAUCGCCACGCUGAUGUCAGACGAGGUCUUUCAUGACAUAGCCUACAAGGCCAAGGACAGGCAGGACCUGCUGGCUGGGAUCGACGAGUUCCUGGACGAGGUGAUCGUGCUUCCUCCGGGGGAGUGGGACCCCACCAUCAGGAUAGAGCCCCCCAAAAGCCUCCCCUCCUCUGAUAAAAGGAAGAACAUGUACGCUGGAGGAGACUCUCAGAUGAACGGAGACAUGCCUCAUGACGGGGGUCACGGAGGAGGGGGCCACGCCGUGGGGGACGAGCUGGAGAAGACUGGGAGGUUUUGUGGCGGUCUCAUUCUGGACAUCAAGAGAAAAGCGCCGUUCUUCAUCAGCGACUUCACCGACGCCUUCCACAUCCAGGCCCUGUCAGCCAUUCUCUUCAUUUACCUGGGAACCGUCACCAACGCCAUCACCUUCGGCGGCCUACUGGGGGACGCCACUGAGAACAUGCAGGGGGUGCUGGAGAGUUUUCUGGGCACGGCCAUCGCCGGCGGAGUCUUCUGUCUGCUGGCGGGUCAGCCUCUGACCAUCCUCAGCAGCACCGGUCCGGUUCUGGUGUUUGAGCGGCUGCUCUUCAACUUCAGCAGAGAAAACGACUUCGACUACAUGGAGUUCCGGCUGUGGAUCGGCUUGUGGUCGGCGUUCUUCUGCCUGGCGCUGGUGGCCACGGACGCCAGCUUCCUGGUGAAAUACUUCACUCGCUUCACAGAGGAGGGCUUCUCCUGCCUCAUCAGCUUCAUCUUCAUCUACGACGCCUUCAAGAAGAUGCUGAAGCUGUCUCACCACUACCCCAUCAACUCUGACUACAGGCUGGACGACGUCACUCAUUACGACUGUCUCUGCAUGACGCCCACCAUCACAGAAAACGAAACAGGGACCCUCGAGUCCUCAGAAAGCAUGUCCAUCUGGUACUGGAACAACACCGGCCUGCCGCUGAACGCCACGUGGUCGUCCCUCUCAAAGACGGACUGCCUGAAGUACAAGGGCGAGUUGGUGGGAAAAGCCUGCGAGUUCGUCCCGGACAUCACCCUCAUGUCCUUCAUCCUUUUCUUCGGUACCUACACCUGCUCCAUGGCUCUGAAGAAGUUCAAAACCAGCCCCUUCUUCCCCACCACAGUGAGGAAACUCAUCAGUGACUUCGCCAUCAUCCUGGCCAUCCUCAUCUUCUGUGGAGUCGAUAUGCUGGUGGGGGUGGAAACUCCCAAACUCAUCGUGCCAACCGAGUUCAAGCCAACCAGCCCAAACCGGGGCUGGUUUGUGCCCCCGUUUGGAGGAAACCCCUGGUGGGUGUACCUGGCGGCGUCCAUUCCUGCUCUGCUGGUCACCAUCCUGCUGUUCAUGGACCAGCAGAUCACGGCUGUGAUCGUCAACAGGAAGGAGCACAAGCUGAAGAAAGGAGCGGGGUACCACCUGGACCUGUUCUGGGUGUCGGUGCUGUUGGUGGUCUGCUCCUUCAUGGGUCUGCCGUGGUACGUCGCCGCCACCGUCAUCUCCAUCGCUCACAUCGACAGUCUGAAGAUGGAGACGGAAACGUCGGCUCCCGGAGAGCAGCCCAAGUUCCUGGGCGUGAGGGAGCAGAGGGUCACCGGCGUGUUCGUCUUCAUCCUGACCGGCCUGUCCGUCUUCAUGUCUCCCAUCUUGAAGUUCAUCCCCAUGCCCGUGCUCUACGGCGUCUUCCUCUACAUGGGCGUGGCCUCUCUGAACGGCGUGCAGUUCAUGGACCGCCUGAAGCUGCUGCUGAUGCCGGCCAAACACCAGCCGGACCUGAUCUACCUGCGACACGUUCCUCUCAGGAAGGUGCACCUCUUCACCUUCAUCCAGGUGCUCUGCUUGGCUCUGCUGUGGAUCCUCAAGUCCACGGUGGCCGCCAUCAUCUUCCCCGUCAUGAUCCUGGCUCUGGUCGCUGUGAGGAAAGCCAUGGAUUACAUGUUCUCCCAACACGACCUCAGCUUCCUGGAUGACGUGAUUCCAGAGAAGGACAAGAAGAAGAAGGAGGACGAGAAGAAGAAGAAGCUGGGCAGCCUGGACAGCGACGCUGAAGAUUCUGACUAUGCUUACAUAGAGAAGCUCCCCAGUAUAAAAAUCCCCAUGGACAUCAUGGAGCAGCAGCCCUUCUUAGGUGACAAAGCUUCUGACCGAGACAAGCCCCUGUCAUUCCUUGACCAACACACGACGUGCUGAGCAGCGGCGGUACUACCAGGACAGCUACUUAUCCAGCCCUGAGAUGAGCCCCCUGAAGUCUGUGCCUCAGAUUAGGAUAGAAAUGGAUCCGGAUGAAGAGAAUUCGUUCUACUGGAGGAGAAGAGGAUCUGAAACGUCUCUGUGAGGGACCCCCCCCCCCCACUGAAGGACUGUACUCUGAAGGGGGGGGGGCUCACAAAAGGGAAGGUGACCCGGACUUCUGGUUCUGUCCUGCUGGAGCUCUGCCGGUCCGUCUCGUCGGCGUCCUCGCCGCUCAGAUACUCGUCUAUGCAACGUCUCCUUGUUGAUCCCACGCCGCUCAUGCCCCGCCCCCCCCCCUGUUUUUUUCUACACUGACAUGUAAAAGUAUAAAUGAGUUUUUGUAUCCGUGAUCCGACUUCAGUCAUAGCUGGUUCUGUUUGUGCAGGGGCGGGGCUUGGAGGGAUCUGCUGUGUGUUGUUUUAGUUCAGUCGGUAACAGUGCACGUACGUGCACAGUCUUAAUCUUUCUAACUGAUCAAGUUUUAUCGAUGAAUUCUGUUUUUUAUGAUUGACGUGUGCACGCCACGCGGCGCCAGCACUUCCUGUCUGGUUUCUGUUGGGGGGGGGGUCAUAACCCAUCAUAAGAACGAACAAACGUUACGUUAAAUCCCUCCGAUUCCCUCCGAUUCCCUCCGAUUCCCUCCGAUUCCCUCCGAUCUGCGAGCAGAGGUCACUUCAGGUUGUUUCAGAAUUAAAGGGAUCAUUUGGAUUUUAGGACCAGAACUCGUUUUGGAUCCGGAUUUGUCUGGGUUCAGAGACCAGAUCGUCUGUCUCUGAUGCGGCUCCUCAGAAUCCAAAUGUUGUCAGAGAAACCAGGAAGGAGAACCUCUUCUUUCCUGAUCAGGAGGCUCCAGAAACCGGAUUUUCAAACCUUUAAAUUCUUUGUUAAAAUGAUCUUCACCGUUUUUUCAGCACUUCUGAUCCUUAUCGUUUUAAGAUUCUAAUAAUUACUGAAAUUUCAUUGACAUAGAUUACUAUGCUUUACCCCCCCCCCUGAACUCAGUUCUCAGAAUUCCGAUUUCUCCCAAUCAAACUGCGUUCACAUGUAUUCGUCCCUUUUUGACCCUGAUGGUCUUCAGAUCCUUUGAGCUUCCAAUGGGUCUGACCCCGCCCACAGGAUUCAGGGGGCGGGGUCAGACCCAUCCUUCAGGAACUUUUGGACUUUUAUACCACAGGAAGUACAGACACACCUGCAUGUUUAGCUCAUUAGAAUUCAUUCCACCUUAAAUCCCUGUUUUCCUCUGGAAGGUUCUGGUUCUCCUCCAUCAACAGGAACGAUGCAGAAACCUUAUUUUAAUACAAUAAUCGAAGCACGCAUUGAUUAACUUUCUAGCGCGGGUGAGCCGGGUUCUGUUAGAGUUUCUAUUUUUCAAAUGAAUCUUGAAAAUAAACAUUUAUCAAACACUGA